This is a messenger RNA of Dichomitus squalens LYAD-421 SS1, 1551 nucleotides long. RefSeq lists its product as uncharacterized. The transcript has a single exon. The record is from RefSeq and is a predicted model, not a curated record. The coding region runs from base 1 to 1551 and encodes 516 amino acids. Lineage: Eukaryota; Fungi; Basidiomycota; Agaricomycetes; Polyporales; Polyporaceae.
AUGGACACUCUCCUGGAACGCUCUGCUCCGCACAACGUCCGCAUGACUAUAUGCCACUUCCCCGAAGGGCUUCGCUUUCAUCUACUCCCUCACAUCUCCAGGAUCGCCGUCUUGGAAAUUAAAGUUCACAGCGCCGAUCAACUGCAUAACCUUUGGGAGACUCUCCGCGGCGGAAUGUCCUGUCUCGAAGAGCUCUGUAUCCUAUGUCCAUUCCCGGACUAUGAUGAUCUCGACGACGACGACGACGACGAUGAUGAUUACGACGACGACGACGAUGAUUACGACGACGACGACAACUAUCCAAGCAUGUGGCUUGAUGAGUGGGGUUCGCAGGUCGCCUGCAAGGCAUUGCCAAAUGGGAGCCUCCCGCGCCUUCGUCACCUCCAACUACCAGGAGCUCUCUUCCCGCUCAUUGCUUGCGGAACCUUGACACACGUCACUCUGCGCAAUCCUUGCCCCAGUAAUGCUGACAUAUGCUUACCCUCAAUCACCCGUCUGCAAAAGGCGCUCGAGAAAUGUAGGGAGACAUUGGAGGUACUCAAGCUGAUGCAAGUGCUCCCAACGCCACGACCAAGGCGGGACACCUGGCAGCACCGCGAACCCAUACACCUCCGCUCCCUCUGCGAUCUUCUCAUCGUAGAUGCGAGCACCUUUGCUUCCGGUCCCCUCGUCGGUUUGAUCCUACCUCCUACUUGUCGCAUUCGCCUGAGCGAUAGCCCGUGCGCCGAUGACCCGUGCGAGUGUGGCCAUGUCACGGAACGCGAUCACCGCGCUUGGCUAGAUCCCGACAAACGCAGUGUCGAGGCCGUCCAUUCCUUGCUCUCCGAGGUCUUUCUAGUCAGGCUAGAGAUUAGCUGCCAGUUCACCAUGCAAUGCUACACACAGGACGACAAUGCUCACAGUCCCUCGGAGCGCUUUCGAGCGGAGACGCUCGUCUGGGGUAUACGACUGGAAACACUUGUGAGGCCGCUGUUCCGUCCCGAAGCACCGAUAUUGUGGAUCAACGUCGCACACCUGGUUCUGGACAUCAUAGAUGGAUGGUUUUCAGACCAGACAGCGCUCUUCGAGGCCUUCCCGCACCUCCUGCGGGUAGAGAUCGACACGAGAGGAGAUCCUUGGGAGACUCUCUGCUUGCUGAAGUGGCCAGGAGACGGUAGUUCCAACGGGACAGAUUCGCGCGCACUAGUAUGUCCGUCUCUUCGAGAACUCGUAACGCGGGUGGAAGUACCCGAAGGCUCCCUUCGAACGCUACUGGAAUCGCCGAACCCGGAAGACCUCAAGGAGUACGUGACCCAGAGGCUGCGACAGUUCAAGGACGUCAUCGAAUAUCGGGCGUCCAUUUCACCAAGCAUCAGUCGACUCACGUAUCUGGAGAUCUUCGAAUACGAGCGGCGGUCCCUAGAUCGGACGUGCCCCGAGGUUGUAGAAAAUGAUCUUUCAUCUAUGGAGUCGGAGGUGGUCGAUGCCAGUCUCGAGGAUUUGCGGGCAUUGGUAGACGGCGAAGUCGUGUUCAAAGGGUUUCGGUAUUUCACUAGAUCCUCGUACCACUAG